Molecule: messenger RNA, 3023 nt
Organism: Poecilia reticulata (guppy)
Lineage: Eukaryota; Metazoa; Chordata; Actinopteri; Cyprinodontiformes; Poeciliidae
Gene: bmper
Product: BMP binding endothelial regulator
Cellular component (GO): extracellular region
Molecular function (GO): protein binding
Source: RefSeq, a predicted model, not a curated record
UUCUUUUUUAUUGGAAUAUUUUUGUGUAUCCAAACUUUUUGGUCGUGUCUUCCUGGAGCAAACCAAUGAUGUCGCCCCUCUGCUUGAACCCUUCCUCCCGGUCCACCUGUAGGUUUUUCCUCUGCUUUUUGUGGCUUCUACAAACGCCCCGCUCUUCCUCUCCGCUAAUUACAGGCACUGAAGCCAGCUGUGACAAUGAAGGAGAAGUCCUGCACAUCCCCAACAUCACAGACAACCCCUGCAUCACCUGCGUCUGCCUGGACGGGAAAGCAGACUGUAAACAGGAGAAAUGUCCGCCGGUCUCUGAUGACUGUGCUCUGGUGGUGAAACAGACUGGCGCCUGCUGUGAACGGUGCAAAGGCUGCUUGUUAGAUGGACGGUCUUAUAACAGCUCCAUAUCCUGGAUGACCUCUACCAAACCCUGCAUAACGAGACGCUGUCAGGAAGGAGUGAUCACAGAGGCGGAAGUUCAGUGUGUCAUUCACUGCAAGAACCCAAAAAUCCACCCAAAAAAGUGUUGUCCCACCUGCCCAGGUUGCAUCUUUGAGGGUCUCCUUUAUAAAGAGAAGGAAGAGUUCAGUCCUGAAGGCAAACCUUGCAUCAAGUGCAUGUGCACUGGAGGACGGACUCUAUGCAUGAAGGAAGUGUGUCCUGUGCUGUCGUGUCCUGCUCACCUGAGCCACACCCUUCCUGGACAGUGCUGUCCCAGGUGUAUAGGUCAGCGGAAGGUGUUUGAUCUCUCUUUAGGAAGUUGUCUUUUCCACAGCGAUGUCUAUGAGAAUGGUACUUGCUUUAUGCUCAACAACUGUACCACCUGCACAUGCAAGGAUUCAACAGUGGUGUGCAAAAAGCGGUGCUCACGUCCAGGCAGCUGCCAGGGCAGUCAGUGCUGUGAUGAGUGUUUGUCUUAUGUGAAGGUGGAGGAGGUGAAGUACUGCAGAGUGCGGAACAAAAUCUACAGGGAAGGAGACAUGUGGUCGUCAGUGAACUGCACUCUUUGUGCCUGUGUUAAAGGCAACGUCGAGUGUCGGCCCAAACAGUGUGUGCCGAUCACCAGCUGCCCCUCGAACAAGAUCCUGAACAGAACCGGCUGCUGUCCAGUUUGCACUGAAAAACCCGGGGUAUGCACAGUAUUUGGGGACCCUCACUACAACACCUUUGAUGGCAGGACCUUUAACUUUCAGGGAACUUGUCAAUAUGUGCUGACACGUGAAUGUGGCGGGACCCAAUUUGGAAUGCCAGGAAACGGCAUCAACAGCUUCACGGUGUUGGUGAAGAACGAUGCUCGGCGAACUCGCUCGUUUUCCUGGACUCAGUUUGUUGAAAUUCGACUCGGCGCUUUGAGUCUCAGUCUGCAUCAGCACCUCACAGUUCGAAGGAAUGGGACUCGCAUUGCACUGCCGUACCACGGCCCUGGGGUGCACAUCGAUUUGGAUGGGUACCUGCUUAAGCUCACCACCAUUGCAGGUCUAGAAAUAACCUGGGAUGGCGACAGUUUUGUAGAAGUGGUUGCUGCUCCGCACUUACGCGGUCGCCUUUGCGGCCUCUGUGGGAACUACAACGGUCAGAAGCGAGACGACACCAUCGGGGGUGACGGCUUGUUGAAGUUCGAUGUGGACGAGUUUGCUGAGUCAUGGCGAGUCGAUGGAAAUGAUGUUUGCUCCCAGCAGCAUCCACCUCGCAGGUUAACGUCCCACCUGUGCCCCGGCACAGUCAAAGUCAAGCUCCGGGCCCAUCGAGAAUGUCAGAAGAUAAAAUCAUGGGAUUUUCAGAAGUGCCACCGUGCGGUUGAUUUUGGGCCGUUCUACAGGUCAUGUGUGACAGACAUGUGUGAGUGUCCGGUCCAUAAAAACUGCUACUGUGAGUCUUUCAUUGCCUACAGCAGAGCCUGUGAGAGGGAAGGAGUGCCGGUACAGUGGAAGCCUGACAACGUCUGCAUGGCCACCCAGUGUAAACAUGACGCAGUCUAUGACACCUGCGGUCCUGGAUGUAUUAAAACCUGCGACAACUGGAAUGAGAUCGGACCGUGUCAUAAACCCUGCGUGGCCGGCUGCCACUGCCCCGCCAAUCUGGUGCUGUUCCAGGGACGCUGCAUCAAACCCACGUCCUGCCCUGGACGGUGACCCUUGUUGACCUCUGACUGAGUGGGAGGGGCUAAUUUAGGGAGACUCGUCUGUAGUGUCCAAACUAGAGGACCAAGCUAACAAAAAGAGCACUAAGGACGCUAAUGGGUUCAGGUCUACCAAUCAAAUGCACCAUGGUACUCAGGGUCCAUAAUGUUGCAAAGAAACGUGCUGCAGUGACUUCCAACACAAGAGAAACAAAAAAACGGGGGACAGGCUGACACGUCUCAGAGGUUCUCGUGCCUCUUCUGAUGCCAAGUACUGUGACAUUUUUAGAAGAUAAACAAAAUAUCAAGAAAAAACUCAGGGCACCAUCUGAGGACCGUUCAGAUUUGGGCCUUUGAGAAGCUGCUUGGGCCAGAGGACUCGUCUCAGAGCCAAUCAGGCGCCUCCUUGCAGAGACUUAAGUUGGAGACACUGGGUAUACGGAUUUGUGCAUUAAUGAGAAACUUUAUGAUGCAUCAUAUCAAACUGCCCGGCUGAUCUCUAUUCCAUCAGUGCAUACUGUAAGCUUACCAGAUUCAUAUAAAAGACAAAACAGCUUUUAUAUUGUUAUUGCUCUAAUUAUUAUUAUGUGUUGUUGAUGUUAAUUUAUAUAUCCUUCAUUGACAUGUUGUAGCAAGAGCCAGAACCAAGAAAUCUAAUUGUUUUGUUUGAUUCAAAGGGAAACAAAAAAGCUAUUUAUGUAUUUGUUGUGUACUUUUGUGUUACUGUUUGAAGAAAAAUGCCCAAAUGUGACUCAUUUAUUGCACCAUCGCAGGGAAUAAGUACUGUAUUGUAUUAAAGCUCCGUGUACAGUUUGUUGUGGAUAGUAUGAAACCUGAAGGUGUUCAUGUAAACAUAUGUUUCACUUGAUGAUAAUUAUUUAAGACCAGCAAUAUAUCCUUUGUUUCGAAGUUC